Molecule: messenger RNA, 1641 nt
Organism: Thlaspi arvense
Lineage: Eukaryota; Viridiplantae; Streptophyta; Magnoliopsida; Brassicales; Brassicaceae
Source: the annotation of a GenBank genome assembly
AUGUAUUCCGAUGAUUACGAUACAGAAGGCGGAGAGGAUGAUCUUUGUACAUACGGUGACUAUGAUUCAGAAGGUGGAGAGGAUGAUGAUCUUUGUGCAUACGGUGAGGACGACGAUUCCGCUGCGACCUCUGACCAGGUAAAUUACGUUUGUCUCAAGGAAGAAGAUAUCCGCAGGAAUCAGAAGGAUGACAUCGGACAAGUUUCCACCGUCCUCUCUCUAAGCGAGGUCGAAGCUAGCAUCUUGCUUCUUCACUAUCAGUGGAGUGUUAGCAAAGUUAACGAUGAAUGGUUUGCUGACGAGGAGAGAGUUCGGAGUAGCGCCGGGAUAUUGGAGGCACCACGUCGACCAAGACCUGCUGCUACUCGCAAAAAAGUUAGAUGUGGGAUAUGCUUUGAGUCAUAUCCUCCUCGAGAAAUUGUAUUGGUUGCUUGUGGUCAUCCUUUCUGCUCUGCUUGCUGGACUGGUUACAUCACCACAGCCAUCAACGAUGGUCCAGGGUGCUUGAUGAUUAAAUGUCCAGAACCUUCUUGCUCCUGUGCUGUUGGUCAAGACAUGGUCGAGAAGCUUGCUUCCAAGGAAAGCAAGGAUAAGUACGACAGGUAUUUUCUCAGGUCUUAUGUCGAAGGCAGCAGGAAGAGGAAGUGGUGUCCCGCACCGGGAUGCGAGCUAGCGAUUGAUUUUUCCGCCGAAGGGACAAGGAGUAGUAACGAUGUCUACUGCUCGUGCUCGCACAGCUUCUGCUGGAACUGCAGUGAAGACGCUCACCGUCCUGUGGACUGCGACACUGUUGGGCAGUGGGUACGCAAGAACAGCGCCGAGUCCGAGAACAUGACUUGGAUACUUGCGAACUCAAAGCCCUGUCCCAUGUGCAAGCGGUCGAUCGAGAAGAACCAUGGCUGCAUGCACAUGACGUGCACAGCGCCUUGUAAACACCAGUUUUGUUGGCUCUGCCUUGGUCCAUGGACAGAGCACGGGGACAGAUCCGGUGGGUUUUAUGCGUGCAACAAGUAUGAGGUGGCUAGGAAACAAGGACUGCAUGACGAGGCUGAAAAGGUGCGGGAGAUGGCGAAGAUGUCGAUAGAGAGAUACGCCCAUUACUACGAACGGUGGGCGAGCAAUGAAAAGUCGAGGAAGAAGGCUGUUGAGGAUCUGCGGAAAUUCCAUUCGGAGAAGCUUGAGGUACUAUGUGACAUACAGAAGGCAACAGAAGCUGAGCUCAGGCUCAUCGCAGAGGCGUGGAUUCAGAUCAUUGAGGGCAGGCGGGUGCUGAAAUGGACAUAUGCGUAUGGGUUCUAUCUACCUCAAGGACCCGAUUAUUUUAAGCAGCGAGAGUUAUUCGAGUAUUCGCAAGGGGAGGCUGAGUCUAGUCUGGAGAGGCUCCACAAAUGCGUAGAGAAGGAACUGGAGCCGUUUGAAACUGCUGAGGGCACUGCACGCUUACAGAAGGAAUUGGACGACGCGUUUGACGCUGCUGCUGCUGCUGGCACUUCAAAAGAUGUGCUUAAAGACGCUUUCACUGAGUACCGGAAGAAGUUAAUAUGUUACACCAACGCAACCAGAAACUUCUUUAAAAACCUAGUGAAAGUUCUCGAGAAUGGUCUUGCCGAUGUCGUUGUGCCUAGUCAUAUACCGACCUGA